This is a messenger RNA of Sipha flava (yellow sugarcane aphid), 10230 nucleotides long. Its product is annotated as vacuolar protein sorting-associated protein 13C-like. The transcript is spliced from 56 exons. Lineage: Eukaryota; Metazoa; Arthropoda; Insecta; Hemiptera; Aphididae. Gene Ontology annotation, cellular component: extrinsic component of membrane. The coding region runs from base 95 to 10123 and encodes 3342 amino acids. Gene Ontology annotation, biological process: protein targeting to vacuole; protein retention in Golgi apparatus. The record is from RefSeq and is a predicted model, not a curated record.
CAUACGGAACUUUUUCAUUUGUAAUCAUUUUAAAAUAAUGUAGGUACGGAAAAAAUUAAAACAAAAUUAUUUAAUUCACAAAUAUCCUCUAAUCAUGUUUGAGGGUAUUGUAGCAUCAUUAUUUAACAGAUACUUGGGCAAGUAUAUAGAAGAUUUGGACUUAGAAAACUUAAAUGUUGGUAUAUUCGGAGGGAAUGUAUUGCUGUCAAAUUUAAAGUUGAAAACCGAAGCAUUGUAUGAACUCGGAUUGCCCAUUGAAGUGAAAGCUGGAUCGAUAGGAAAAUUUAAUGUGAACAUACCUUGGAAUGGACUUUCUAGUCAACCAGUGGUCGUAAAAAUUGAAGAAAUAUUCAUUGUUGCUGGUCAAGUUCUUGAUAGAGAAUGGGAUACAGAAUUAGAAAAACGUUUGAUGAGAGCUGCAAAGAAAACAAUUUUAGAAAGUAUUGACAAUUUAUCUAUCUUUGGAAAUGGCUCAAUGGAAAAUUGUAGUUUUCUUGAAACUUUAAUAACAACUGUUAUGAAUAAUUUACAAAUAUAUAUUCGAAGCGUUCAUAUUAGAUUUGAAGAUUCAGUAACUAAUAUAGAUUCUCAUAGAGCUCUAGGUUUAUGUAUACAAUCUAUUUCUCUAGAAACGACCAACAGCAAAUGGAAGCCAAUUUUGUCACAACAACGUGGACAGAGUUCUUUAUAUCAAAUCGUUAAAAUAGAUUCAGCUUCAAUUUAUUGUAAUACUAUGUGUUCUACUUUAUUAUAUAAUAAUAAAACUAUAGAAUCAGAUUGGCAGGAUAAAAUGCGAUCAGGUUUAAAUAACUUUAACGUAAAUGACGAGCCUUUAGAAUUUAUUUUGAAACCAGUCGUCCUAAAAAUAAAAAUAAUAAUAAAUAAGUCAAAUGAAGUGCGAGUUCCUAAAUUACUCGUUGACUUUGUUCUUCAGGAUGCUGCUUUACAGAUGUCUAGAAAACAAUUUGUAGCUUUGAUGGAAACAGUUGAAUUUAUGAAAUUAGCACAGAUCAAUAGAUUUUAUCGUGACAUUCGUCCUCAUAAUAUUGUUUUGAAAGAUUCUAAAAGUUGGUGGAUUUAUAUUUAUAAAUGUAUAUUAAGACAGAGGAUUACAUUAGUUUGGCACAAAAUAAAAACACAUAGGAAAAAUUAUAAAAGCUAUGUAAAUGUAUACAAAAAAGUUCUACUGAAUCCAAAUGAUAUGGAAUUAAAAAUUGAUUUACAAAUGCUUGAAGAUGAAUUAGAUAUAUUUAAUUUAGUUUUAGCAAGAGAACAUGCUAAAAUCCAGCUUUCUGAAGAGAAUCCUGAAUGUGUGACUAUUCAAGAAUUUCAGUCAAAAUGGUGGGGUUCUGCAAAUUCUAAAUCAAUGUACCGUUUAUGUUUAACAUCUGAUAAAGGUAAAACGUUUUGGAAUUUACUUAGUCAAUCAGAAAAGGAUAGACUUAAUGAUUUAUUGUGCAAGACUGAUGGAUCAGAAAUAUCUAGAUCUAAUAAGCCAAAACAAUAUAUAGAACAUAAAAUAAAUUUAACAAUAGCCAACUGCCUGGUUAGUUUAAUUAGUGGCUCCAACGAAUUAAUGGUGAUCACAUUUGGCCAUUUGAUGAGCAGUCUUGAAACUAGACCAUCAGCUAAAGCAUACAAAAUUUCUACAAGAAUUGAAAGUAUAAAUGUGGAAGCUUCUGUUGAGUAUAGUCUUGUUCCAAUAGUUGACACGUGUACUAUGAGAGGAAAUUCAUCAAAAUAUUUUUUGAGUAUUGAUUUCGAAAAAAAUCCACUUAACUCAGAGGCAGAAUAUGGAUUAACUAUUUCAUCAGAACCAAUGGAAUUGGUUUAUCAUGAAUUUGCUAUAUCUGCAUUUCUCAGCUUCUUUUAUUAUAAUCAAAAAAUUAACAUUGAAUCUACGAUUGAAAAAUUUUAUAAAAAUAUUUCUAAUAUGUUUGAAAAAAUAUUCAACUCAAAUAGACCUGAAUCUAAGUUUAGAAAAAUUCUAUUAAAUAUUGAUCUUCAUCUACCAUAUGUUGUAAUACCUGAAUUUGGAUCUAUUCAAAAGGGUGAAAAUGUAAUGGUGGUGGAUUUUGGUGGCCUUAAAAUUAAAAGUGAUUUACAACCAGAAACAAUUUGUUUGGAUGAUGUCACACAAAUGGAAAUGGAGGAAAAGCUAUAUGAUCGAUAUCAUAUCGAUAUUGAUGGAUUUCAAUUAAUAUUUUGUAGCACAGGAAAUGAUUGGAGGAGUUUAAGAAGUCAGCCUGAUUCUACCAUGCACUUUCUUGCAAACACAUUUGUACAAAUUGUUGUGUCAAAUAGUAUUCGACCUGAAUAUAAACAAUUAGCAAAAAGAAAAACUAAUAUUUCAGUACAUAGUAUCAAAUUGAACUUAUCUGAUUUCAAAAUUAAUUCUAUAUUAGAUUUUUUCGAAAACACACCAUUACCAAUGAACCAUGUAUUAUCAGCAACAAUAAAAAGACAUUAUAGUGAUGAUGAUGAAGUAUAUAUUUUAGAUAAAAUUAAUUUACAUCAAAAUAUAGAAGAGUUACAAGAAUUGAAAUCUACUUUAGCAUUUUAUCAAAAAUUUAAAAGCAUUAAUAUUAGAUCAGUUGAAGAAAGAGCUGAAGCUAAAAAGGCCUUUAAAGAUGUAGAAAAAAAAAGUAUUGUAUCAUCAGAAAUUAGUGAUGAAGAAUUUGCUGAACUUUGGGCUCGUACAGUAGAUUUACCUGGAUUUGAUGAUAAUGUUUCACCAAAUAACACAAUAACAUCUCUUUUCAGAUGCGUCGUUGGAGAAAUAUCUCUUAAUCUUCGUCGUUCCAAUGAUCGAUCUGAAAAAUCUUAUUUAAAUUUGACAUUAAAACGGUUUUGUUUCGAUUUGGCAAUUAUGGAAUAUGGUCCAGCUGUGCAAACAUCUAUUGGAUCGAUUAGUUUAUAUGAUUUGCAACACACGUGUAAAAACGGCGAGUUUGUCGAAUUAUUUUCAGUAACUUCCAAUUGCUUAGUACAAGAAUCUAUUAAUUUACUAUACAGAAAAGUAAAAGCUGAUUGUCCUGAUUUCAAAAGUCAUUUCCACAGUGUUGAAAAGUCUUUAGUAUUAGAUUUAAAUCAUGUAUCAUUUGUAUUUCACCGAACGGCAUUUAUAACAUUUUACAAAUAUUUGCAAUAUAUUGUCCAAAAACUCAGUAAUAGAAGGAUUUGUUCAGUUUUGACAACAGAAAAUAUACAAAGUUGUAUAAAUAGUUGUUUUUCCAAUGAUGAUCCACCUGUGCCUCAAGGUGCAACAAAGUUCAGUUACUCUGCUACAAUUUUGAAUUGUAAAAUUUUAAUUUGUGAUACUGGAUUAGAUUUUUUGGACGUUAAGAUUGGUGGGUUGGAAAGUGAUUGCACGUUUAAAGCAAACGAUCGUAUGGUGUUUAGAUUGUAUGCAAUGAAUAUGAGUAUUGAUGAUUUAUCUGAAGUUACGUUGUAUCCUAAGCUUUUAUAUACAGACGAAGAUAAACUGUUGGAAUUCAAGUAUGUGCGGCAUAACCCAAGGCUAUAUAAAACUAAUAUUGAUGCAAGAAAAGAUGACGUUAAAUCAGAUGGAAGUAUCAAGGUGUACAUCGGACGAGUGCAUAUUACUAUUUUAUGCAAUAUUUUAUUAGAUUUUCAAUAUUUCAUGGAGCCCAUUAUUUCUGAAGAACUUGUUGGUUUAAGUCAACGUAUACAUAAAGUAAUUUUUCCUUUUACUCCAGAUUUAAGAAAGGGUUGGAAGAGUAAAAUUCAUUUGUCAAUAUGUCUACAUGUUCCUGUAGUAUUGUUUCCACAAAAUUCUACAUCUCCCAAUGUUAUUUUAUGCAGUUUAGGAGAUCUUACUGUUGAAAAUUUUUUUAAAGAACAAUUAAAAAAGGAUUAUGAUAAUAUUGAUAUAAUUGAUAAUAUUUUAGCAAAUUGGGAUGCAAUUAAUGUAUCUAGAGCUAUUAUGACAUUGGACGGAACACUUGUUAUACAAGAACCAAUGGUUGAACCAUUCGGGAUCCGUUUAGAUAUUAAAAAAAAUAUAACAAAUAAACUUUUGUAUUGGAUAAACGGAGUUAUUGAUAAUAUACAAAUUAAUUUGGGACAAAAAGAUUUUGCAACAUUUUUACAAGUUUGGGCAGAUAAUUUUGAAUAUGGAUAUUGUAUUGAUGAAUUAGUUUAUAUGAUAAUGCCACAUGUUUCUGAGGUCCAAGAAGAUCAAGAUUUAAAAAAGAUACAAGUGUUUUUUAAUCAUGAAGUUUCCAUUCAAGAAGUCGAUUUCAAAUUUAAUGUAGAUAGUAUACAAAUUGCUUUGUUUGCAAAUUCUGAUGAAAUUUUAAGUUCUCCUAUAAGAGAUAUAAAUCAUUCAUUAUGCAAAUUAGACUUGGAUGACAUUAAUAUUAAGAUAGAUAUGUUUUCAGACGAUAGAGUGGUUUUAAGUACUACGGUACAAAAAUGUGUGUUAGAAGAUACCAGAAGACACAAUAGAUCUAAAAAAAUGAUAUUUGAAUCUAUUGGUCCAUCGGAUUCAUCUAAUGAAGUACUUAUAUCUGUAUCAACGCCACCAUUGUUUGAUUUGUCCUUUGAAAAAACAUAUUCAGGUGACAGGACAGUACAUAUUCAUUUGGAUAAAACUCGAUUAAAUGUUUCUAUUCCAUUUGUUGUGGAAUUAAUACAAUUUGUACUUGACUCAUUACCGACAAAAAGAAAAAUUACUGAUGACACUUUAGCAUCUCCAUUGAUUAGUUCAGAAGGCCGUAGAAAAUACAGAGAUGAAAAACCAAUGGUAGAGAAAAAAACAUUGAACGCUGAAAAGCAGUCGGCUUUAACUAUAUCUGUUCGCUUUGGUCGUCCUGAAAUAGUAAUAUUACCUCCUGGAAUGGAAGAACUAGAUUUUCGUGAUCAAGUACUUUUGUGUAGAACAGAGUUCCUUUUAGAUUAUAGUCGUCAUCCAGGACAUGAAGAGCGGUUGGUUUGUUCAUUGUCCAAUUUUCAUAUAUUAGCAGUAUCAACCAAAAGAAAAGCUGAAAAAAUGGUUUUACAUCCAUGUGAUAUAGAAUUUUCAAAAACUUUAAAGUCAGGUGAUCGGGAUACAAUUGAAAUUUUAAUGAGUUCUAGUCCCUUAAUUUUAAAUUUAUCAACAAGUACAGUUCACAUAAUUCUCAACGUAAUUGACUAUAUAGAAUUACAUUACGACGAAGAGUACGAAUUUUGCGGAUCAUCUUAUUGGGAGUUUAAAAAUGAUGAUUUAUGGACUCCAAAGUCUAUAGUACCAAGUUAUUUACCUAAUAAAUUAUUAUCUAAAGGAACAUUAUUUUCAUAUUUUCAAUCUAAAUUUGUUGAUACUAUUGAUGUAAAAUCAGAAAAUUUUGAACUUUAUGUACAAGAUAUAAAUAUAUCUUUUGAGGUAGAAGAAUUAGAUUUAGAAGAUAUCCCUUUAAUAAUAUUAAAAUCAUCUUUGAAAGUUCAACUAAAAGAUUGGUCUGAUCAACUGCAGUUAAAUGGGAGCAUAAAUGUUAGAGCUUCAUAUUAUAAUUGUAAUUUGAGUGUUUGGGAACCAUUUAUUGAACCUUGGAAUAUAACUUUAAAGGGUUUCUUAGGAAAGUUGAAUGAAAAACAUAUUGAUUUGGAUGAAAUGGUACGAUCUCAUCAAUCUAUUGCAGAAGGUGAGAGUGAAAGUUCAGAUGAUGAAAGUGAAGCUGAAAUGAAAUUUAUCAGAAAAACAGUGAAGUCAAAAGAAACAUCUUUAGAAAAAUGGUACUCUGAUGAUUCAGAUUCAGAUCAAGAUACUGGAGUUAUGGAUAAAUUAGCUAAAGCUGUAACACAUUUAAUUUCAGAUGAUUUUAGUGAUGAAGAUAUAACUAAUACAGAUUCUAGUGAUGAUAGUGUAGCUGAACACGAAGCAAGAAGUAUAAAUGAAGAUAGAAUUUUAAAGAAAAAAAUUAGUGAUUCUAGUGAUUCUGGGUUGGAAAAUGAUUCUGAAGAAUUAGAAAUAUCUACAUAUAUAAUUGUUGAAACUGAUAGGCUAGAAGUAUCAUUUACUCCAGCUAACAUAUCUGUUAUUGACACUCUCAUAAAAUCACUAUAUAAUCCAAAAACUGAUGAUUGUGAUUCUACUGAGAGUUUUGUUUUAGUUAAUGAUCUUGCAGUGAGAUCUAUUGUUAUGCUUUAUCAAAAAACGGAGAAAGGAUUAGUUCAUAUUUUAGAAGCAAUCGAUGGAUCUAGAACAUCUUCCAUAUCUAGGCAAAGCAUGUCUAAUGAUUGCACUUUUGUUAACAAUUUAAUAAAAAAAAAGAACUUCGAUAACGUCGAUGAUAAUUCUAGUGAAUUGAUUUAUACAAAAAUCUCCGACUAUCAGCUAAAUAUAAAAGUUGAAGGUUUUGAUGAUUUGAUUGUGGUUUGUCCUAAACGUACGUGUAACAAAUUGCAUGCCCUUUCACCAAUAAAAAAUGACACUAGAUAUUGGAUUAUGGUGUCUGUUGUGUCUAAGAAAUUGAGUCACAUAAUUACUCUAAGAUCACCACUUAUGUUGAAAAAUGAUACAUCUUAUCCCUUAAUGAUUCAUUAUAACCGUACCGAAGCUAUGGAUACUUUUGAAAUGGAUUCUGAAAUUUUUGAAGAGUCUGACAAUCCAUUUGAAGCUAUAUGUACUUUAGCAAUUCUUGAAUCAGGAUCAGUUUUUAAUGUACCAAUAGCUGUAGCAUAUCAUUCAAAAUUAUUUUUAUCUCCUGCUAAUUUGCAAAAUUAUCUUGUAAGUGAUACAGGAGUCUGGUGGCCUGAUUUAUCAAUUGAUACAAGUUUUGGAAAAGAUUUAGUGUGUGCUACAUCAUCUAAAGUCGAUGAUUUACCAAGUUUUUCUGUUAGGGUGGUUUGUGAAGAAGGAGAAUCAGUAUUUAACCGAGCUUCAAGAACCGUGCCAAAUUACACUUUAAGAGCAGUUCCUCCAGUGAUCAUACACAAUUUUCUUCCGUUUGCUAUAGAAAUCAAUUUUCCACAUUUCAAGCACCAUAUUGAAGCUUCAGAAAAAAUUGAUGUAUAUAUGUUAAAUUUAACACAUAGGGUUUUGAAAACUGACUUAAUUGUACCAUCAUAUCUUGGUAUAUCAUGGUCUGGCAAUUUUAACUUACGAAAAGAUAUUAAUGAAAAAAUUAUUAACUUGAGCACUGAACAUGACACAGAUGGUGGUAAUAAACAUUUGAAAAUUGCAAUUAAAAUCACCAAUGAAGAUUCUUGUCGUAUUAUUAUCCAUUCUCCAUAUUGGAUUGUAAAUAAAACUGGAUUACCAUUACAAUUAAGGGGUUCGCGAUCUGAUAUUGUGUAUGAAUCACACUCAGAAGAACCUAUUUUGUUUUCAUACAAACGAUUAAAAAAACGAUACAUUAAGCUUAGGGCUUAUCAUUCGAAUUGGUCAUCUGCAUUUUCAAUGGAUGCUGUGUAUUGCCCUGGACUUGUUAUUUGUAAAGAUAAAGAGCGACAGAAAAAAUACCGAAUUUUAAUGAAACCCGUUUUAUCUCAUUUGUGUCCACAUUUAACCACAAUUGUGACAUUUUUACCAAAUUUUUCUGUCGUAAAUAGUUCUAAUAGGAGUUUACGUUUCAUGGAAGAUAACCAAGAAGCAGAUUUAUGGACAGAUAUUUUACAAGGACAGACACUACCUUUUUGGCCUGAAACUGAUUCAAUGAGAAUGUUUGUUAAAUUUCGUGAUAGCAAAUCGGGAUCACAACAUUUUUCAAUUAUAAAAGAACAACAGACUGUUCUUAGAAUGGAUAGAGGAAGGGCACUUGUAGUUAAAGUAACAGGUGGUGGAGAAAAUCCGUUUUUAAUAAGUUUUCAUAAGUUUUGUCAAAACGAUGCCCCAGUACGAGUUGACAAUAUGUGUGAUGAUAUUUUUCUAAAAAUUCAUCAAAAAAAUUUGGGUCAAGUAACAUUACUAAAUCCUAAUCAAUCAGUUUUAUAUACUUGGGAUGAUCCAACGGAAGAACGUGUUCUUUACUGGAAUGUGUACAGCAAAAAAUCUAAAGGUUUUGUUGCUAAGUAUGAAAAAGAAGGAUUUGGGCAAGAAAGAAUAAGCUUUUGCCAAGUAAAACAAACAGAGACCGCAAACAACAAUUUAAAUUUAAUGAAAUUAAUAACAAGUCAAACAACAGAACUAAGUGAUGAUAGUAGUACUGAAAAUUCAGAUUCUGAUGAACCAUAUCCUAAAUUAACUAAAACAAAAAAGGCUAAGGUAAUGGUUUAUUGGGUCAGUUAUGUUGACGUUGGAGGUCAAAGAGUAUUGCUUUUUACACAAGAUGAAAAAACAGCAUCAACAGCGCGAAAAAAUAUUGAAAAUAAUAAAUCUAGUAUCGAUUUAGUUCUAUCUAUUAAAGGAAUUGGAUUGUCCCUGAGUACUUCUCGUGGUGUACACAUGGAAGAAAUUGCCUAUGUUAGUUUAACAGAUUCAGCUUCUGAAUGGAUGGUGAAAGUAGGAAAUAUGUGGAAACCAUUUACAGUUGAACUCGCAUGCUGGCUGGAAGAUAUGUGGGCAAAUGAAAAUAAAAAAGCACAUUUAAAAGACUAUAUCCACGUGGAUUUUGAUAAAAUGCAAAUGAUUAGACCAUUCUUUGGACAACUUCGUCGUUCAUACAAUCCAGCUGUUUGGAGUCUGUGUAGAAUUACUUCAAAAAAUACUGCCAUUUUAUUUAAAAUUCAUAGAAUACAAAUAGAUAAUCAGUUAUCAGACUGUACAUUUAAAACUGCAUUGUAUCCAACAUCUACAUGUAAAACAUCUCGUUGUUUAAAAUCAUUUUUGGAAAUUGCAUAUUCUAAAACAUCAGUUUCCAACUAUUACGAUGUUUACAAAUAUUUUAAUGUAAGCGUUCAAGAUUUUGUUGUACAGUUAGAUAGAACGUUUGUGGUUAGUAUGCAUAAAACCUUAUCACCACUUCUUGCAGUUUUUGAAUGUCCAUUAGAUGCUAGAUUCAGGCAAGAUGUAAGUUCGCUUCAUGCCCCUAAUAUACCGCCGGGGAAAAAAUCUGGAAAAGCGUUUAUUGAGUAUUUUCAUUUUUCCCCAUUUAAUGCACAAUUAAGUUUUUCGGCUAAAGUACCAGAGCUUAGCUCAUUGAAGAGUUCCAGUAGUUUUGCAACAGAUGCUCUUCUUUAUGUACUCGAUGGUCAUGCUAAUCGUUUAAGUGAUAUAAAAGCUAUAAAUCUUAAUAUUAAUAGCUUAACAAGAAAAGGACUAUAUAAGGAGUCAUUUAGCUCAUUGUUUAAUUAUGGAUGGAAAUUCUAUGCACGACAGAUGUUAAAACAAUGUCAUGUUUCUAUUUUUAAUUUGGAUGUAUUGGAAAACAUUUACGAAAUGGACGAAAUUAUAGAGGAAAAAAUCAACUUUGAUGAGCAAUUGGGGCCUUUAUGCAACAGUGUACAAGGCUCAUUUACGUCUGUUGAACACAAUGAAGAAAAAUGGAAUUUUGAUGAAUCAAUACCAGAACGAGUGAUAUCUGCCCAUAAAGGGACGGAAAUGUCAGUGCUUUUAUCUAUGUCUGGUGCAUUACAAAGACCUCAUAUCGGUGGAGAGGAUGAAAGUGCUGCAGAAUCAUUCUUUAGAGGUCCUGGUCGGAACUUAUUGGCAGUGCUGUCAAAAUCAAAUGUAUCCGACAAGGUGUCAAUGGCAUAUGAUGGAGUUAAAAGAGUUAUAGAGUCUGGUGAAGAUGUAGUGAUGCGAACACGAAUUCCAAGAUACGUUAAUCCAAUGGGAAUGAAAAGUUACUCUUUAUACGAAGCAGUGGGCUUACACCUGUUUAAAAUUUUAAAUCGUUCACUUUCUAAUGACUGUUAUUGGGCACAUGUUAGUUUCCUUCCUGAGGGUAAAAAGGUCCUUCUUAUUACAUUAAGACGGGUGAUUUUAGCAGAAAAAUAUCGCACUAAAGGACCGUGGGAGAUAGAAUGGAGCAUUUAUGUAGAUAAUAUUAUAGAUGCGCCGAAAAUCGAAGAAAAUAAAUUAAUUUUCAAAGUCCGACAAGACGAACAUCAUUCGAGUUAUUUCUUCAGAGGUGAUGAAAAAUGUAUUGAGUACGAUGAUAAACCAACAUUGAAAUGGAUUAAGAAUAAAAUCCAACAAGUUAUGGUCUUAGGAUACGAGGAUAAACCACUAAAAUGAAAACAAAUAUUCAAUAAUAUUAGUAUAUAGUUUAGAAUAUUACUGUCAUAAACUAUCGACGUUUCUUGCGUUGGAUAAUAGCAAUAUAAUAUAUCUUGAAAAAUCAA